GCUGCGCGCGGCGCAUGCCGACAAUGACAGGCAGACGCCGGUCACCGAAGGGAAAGGUGCCGGCCCGCAUGGCAAUGCCCGCGUGGCCGUGUCCACACUCGUGAAUCACCCUUCUCCAAUACCACACCAAGGCUUAGCGCGCUAGCAUUCCUCACGCCGGCGCCGCCCCGAUCGGAGAGAAGGGAACAUGGACGCGGCCGUCUCGAAUCCGUCGUCGAUCAAGAGGAUCGCGCUGGUCACCGGGGGGAACAAGGGGGUCGGCCUGGAGACGUGCCGGCAGCUGGCGACCAAGGGGCUCAAGGUCGUCCUGACGGCGAGGAACGAGGCGAGGGGGCUGGAGGCAGUCGAGGCCAUCAGGCGCUCCAGCGGCGCCGCCGCCGAGGUUUUCUUCCACCAGCUGGACGUCACCGACCCCUCCAGCGCCGCCCGGCUGGCGGAUUUCGUCAGGGGCCAGUUCGGGAGGCUUGACAUCCUGAUCAAUAAUGCUGGGAUUUCAGGUGUAGACCGAGAUCCAAUUUUGGUUGCCAAAGUCAAGGAUCAGGUUGAAGGCAUGGAUGUGAACCAGAGAGUUGAAUGGAUGAGAGAAAAUUCAAAAGAGACAUACGAGGAAGCUAAACAAUGUAUGAGGACGAACUACUAUGGUGCCAAGAUUGUCACGGAGGCACUACUUCCCCUUCUUCAGUUAUCCUCCUCCGGAAGAAUUGUCAAUGUUUCAUCAGGCUUUGGGCUGCUGAGAAACUUCAACAGUGAAGAACUUAGGAAGGAGUUUGAUGACAUUGACAAUCUCACUGAAAAGAGACUGGAGGAACUGUUGGAUUUGUUCCUAGAAGAUUUCAAGGCCAACUUAUUAGAGGCACAUGGGUGGCCAGCAGGUGGAUCUUCAGCCUACAAAGUUGCCAAAGCAGUUUUUCAGAAACGAGGAGCUGAAGCAGGAGCUGAACGACGUUGGCAGCCUCACCGAGGAGAGGCUGGACGAGCUGCUGGACAUGUUCCUGACCGACUUGUGGCCAAGGCGGCCCUGAACGCGUACUCGAGGAUCCUGGCGGCGAAGCAAACCGCGCUGCGCGUCAACUGCGUGCACCCCGGCUACAUCAAGACCGACAUGACCAUACACUCGGGGCUCCUGACGCCCGAGGAAGGCGGGCGCAGGGUGGUGGAGGUGGCGCUGCUGCCGGAAGGCGGGGUCACCGGCGCCUUCUUCGAAGACGGCGAGGAGGCGUCGUUCUCUGGACCCAGAAGUGUGCCGAGCAGACAACCAGAUCGAAGCGACUCCUAUCCUGUUGGUCGAUCGAGGAGAUCGUGGAACACGCUCAUGGAGGGCACAAUCUCCAAUCCGCUGGGCACAAGGAUUGCCGUGGUCACCGGCGGGAACAAGGGGAUCGGGCUCGAGGUGUGCCGGCAGCUGGCCGCCAGCGGCGUCACCGUCGUUUUGACGGCCCGGGACGAGACGAGGGGCGCGGACGCCGUGGAGAAGCUCCGAGAGCAGGGGGUCGUCGGCGUCAUCUUCCAUCAGCUCGAGGUCACCGAUGCUUCGAGCAUCGCUCGGCUGGCGGAGUUCCUCAAGACCCGUUUCGGGAGGCUAGACAUCCUGGUCAACAACGCUGCCGUUGGCGGGAUCGAGCCUGUAGACGAUCCGUCUUUUGGUCCAAAACCCGUGGGCGAACAGUUCGAUGGCAUGGAUUGGCACCAGAGAAUUGGAUGGAUGUAUAAAAACAGCCGGCCGACCUACAGCACGGCGAAGGAGGGCCUGCAGACCAACUACUACGGCACAAAGCACAUCACCGAGGCUCUUCUGCCCCUCCUGCAAUCCUCCUCCGACGGCAGGGUUGUAAACGUGAGCUCCGGCUUUGGUUUGCUAAGAUACUUCAGGAGCGAGGAGCUGAAGCAGGAGCUGAACGACGCCGGCAACCUCACCGAGGAGAGGCUGGACGAGCUGCUGGACACGUUCCUCAAGGACUUCGAGGCUGGGGCGCCCGCACUGGAGGCUCGCGGGUGGCCGGACGAGUUCGCGUCGUACAAGGUGGCCAAGGCGGCCGUGAACGCCUACUCGAGGAUCAUGGCGAGGAGGCACCCGGAGCUGCGCGUCAACUGCGCGCACCCCGGCUACGUCAGGACCGACAUGACCAGGAACUCGGGGCUCCUGACGCCCGAGGAGGGGGCGAGCAAUGUCGUGAAGGUGGCACUGCUCCCCUCCGGUGGGCCGACCGGCGUGUUCUUCGCGAUGGGGAAGGAGGCGUCGUUCCUCUGACGGUGACUUAACACUAGCCACUGCACGUGCGGCUCUGUUAAAGUCGAAUAAACUAUUGAAAAUUUAUCUGAUUCAUUCAAUGCCAUUAAAAUUUAGAUCAUCUCAUCGCUGCCAUUGAAAUUGUAUCAUCAUCCCUUCAAACCUCGGUAGCACAUAGUUUCGGGGUUCAACUUCUCUGGAACCGAAUAUUCUAGGAUUUAACAGUACUGUACUUGUUAGAAAUAUAGACAGUUUUCGGUAUAUUUUAAUUCCAAAUGUUAUUAUCAAUUUCAUGGCAUAAA
Molecule: messenger RNA, 2529 nt
Organism: Panicum virgatum (switchgrass)
Lineage: Eukaryota; Viridiplantae; Streptophyta; Magnoliopsida; Poales; Poaceae
Exons: 11
Coding region: 188-2248 (686 amino acids)
Cellular component (GO): membrane
Molecular function (GO): oxidoreductase activity, acting on the CH-OH group of donors, NAD or NADP as acceptor
Source: RefSeq, a predicted model, not a curated record